Molecule: messenger RNA, 2751 nt
Organism: Oikopleura dioica
Lineage: Eukaryota; Metazoa; Chordata; Appendicularia; Copelata; Oikopleuridae
Source: the annotation of a GenBank genome assembly
AUGAGAGUUUUACCUUUUUUACUCGCCUCGACGAAUUUUGCGCAGAAUCCUAUUGAAGAGGACAAAAACAAAGAUGGCGAAUGUCAAAAUGUCCAGGUCCAGGUUACUGUCAACCAGGGCAGUUACAGUCAAGGCCGCGGAGGACGUCUUCGAUUCAGUGUUUCCGGAUACAGUCAGCUUGCUCGCGCGGCUCGAGUUAUUUCUGACCACUCGCGGCUAAAAAUGGAUCUCACACUUAUGGUUUCGGGCAGCGAAGUCGGCCUCCGAGAGCCGGUCAACUUUCCCGACUGGGCUGUGAUCGACGAUGGAAAGAAGGACUCGAAUACCUUUUGGUACUACUUUGUCAAUCGAAAAUCGAAGGAAAUCUCGAACCAGGCGAUUCAGCAAGGAAAGAUCGAAUUCGAGCUCUGGCACAACUUUGAUCGACAAUUGACGAAUCAGGAAAUCAAUCAGAGAAAUUUGGCUGUUCAAGCCUCCAAUGCCAAACUCUGCGAUGGUGGCUACAUGAACGAUUUCGUCGAGGAUCGACCAUUGAACAACAUUCCCAACGGCUGCACUGCUCUGAGCGCGAGCCAGAUCAAUCAAGCUUUCCGAAUGCAACAAAAUCAAGGUGGCUCAGCAAAUCUGCAAGUCCGAAGUCCCUCUGGAGGAGCCAUCGGAUGCGCUGGAAAGAUUUUCAUGGGUUUUGACAAUCGAUCCACGAAAAUCAAGACUUCUUUCCAAGGCCAAAAUGGCGUUGAAGCAUUCUACCCUGUUUCUCGAGCUGGAAAUCCUCUGAAUGAAGGUGAAGAUCGAGCAUCUUUCUGGGCAAUCGAGCUGAACGACAAUCUCAAACAUACUUCCAACACAAAUCUUCAAAUGCCACUCGACUUUGAUGGAUCCAUGGAGCAUACUCCCGUUGCCUUCAUGCUCUACUACUGCAACUUCGGCGAUGUCUCCUGCAUUGAAGGUCAAAACAACAACAAUAACAACCAGAACAACAAUCAAAACAACAACCAAAAUCAACAAAAUGGCCAGAAUCAACAAAAUGGCCAAAACCAGCAGAACGGUCAAGGCCAAAACAAUCAGCAGGGCCAAAAUCAAGGGCAGAACAAUCAACAAGGCCAAAACAACAACCAAGGUCAAAAUGGCCAGCAACCUCAGCAGCCGAAUCAACCUGGCCAAAAUAACAAUCAAACUGGCCAGCAAUCUGGCCAAAGCAAUGGUCAAUCUCAAAACGGAGGACAGGGGCAGAAUGGUAAUCAAGGAAAUCAGCCCGGACAACCCGGUCAACCAAAUCAGCCAGGCCAAGGUCAAAAUGGCGGUCAAGGCCAAAAUGGCGGACAGGGGCAAAAUGGAAAUCAACCUGGACAGCCCGGUCAACCGAACCAGCCUGGUCAACCCGGACAACCAAAUCAGCCCGGUCAACCUGGUCAACCAAAUCAACCUGGUCAGCCUGGUCAACCUGAGCAACCUAGCCAAGGCCAAAAUGGUGGACAGGGUUCAGGCGGAGGUCAAGGAAACGGAGGAGGCCAAGGACAACCUGGAAACCCUGGUCAACCUGGAGCACCUGGACAGCCAGGAAACGGCAAUGGCCAAGGAAAUGGUAACGGCCAAGGAAAUGGUAACGGCCAAGGAAAUGGAGACGGCCAAGGUCAACCUGGGUCGGGAGGAGGUCAAGGUCAGCCUGGCAAUCCCGGACAACCUGGAAAUCCUGGCCAGCCAGGAAACGGCGGUGGUAACGGACAAGGAGGCAAUAACGGGAAUGGUGCCCCUGGUCAACCUGGAAAUCCCGGUCAGCCAGGAAACGGCAGUGGUAACGGACAAGGAGGCAACAACGGGAAUGGCCAACCAGGGCAACCAGGAAAUGGCGGAGGAAGCGGUCAAGGUGGUAACAACGGAUCUGGUACUCCUGGUCAACCUGGCAAUGGUGGCGGAAAUGGCAAUGGUGGCAACAACGGAUCCGGGCAACCAGGACAGCCUGGAACUGGCGGAGGCAGCGGACAAGGUGGUAACAACGGAUCCGGCACCCAUGGCAAUGGCAACGGAGACGGCAAUGGCGGCGGAAACGGCCAAGGAGCUGGAAACGGCAAUGGAAAUGGAAACGGCAACGGAAAUGGAAACGGCAACGGCGGAUCUGAGUACAGCUACGAUUUCCCGGCUAAUGUCAACGAAGAUCUUUCUGGCUACUACUCCGAAAGCCAUACCGAUGCUUUUUCAGCUUUGAAAAUGAACGCUAUCUUCUCGGAUGUAUUUUCUUUCCGCGGAUUCAACCUUGCCUCUGGAUCCUUUGACGGCGAUGCAGACUUCGAUUUCGACUCUGAUCUUUCCGGCUAUGGUUGCCACUGUCGCGCGCCCGGGGGAAAAGCAGGAGGAAAAGCGGUCGAUGCCAUUGAUGCUGCUUGUUUGACCUGGAGAAAAUGCCAUGCUUGCGUCGCGAAUGCUUAUGGAAUGAAAAAUGGAGAGACGUGCUCGAGAUAUCGAGUCAGAAACGGCGUUUGUGCCAAUAACGCGCAAGAUUGCCGCCGUGGAAGCUGCGAAUGCGACUUCCAAUUUGCCCAAACCCUCUCUGAUCUCAAGAAUUCCAUCUCUUCCGCCUUUAUCAACUACGAUGAUGCUAAUUGCUCAGCAACACCAUCUACUGAUUCCGGAAAUGGAAACGGCCCAGUUUGUUGUCGAUCAUCGUCGACGAAUCUCUUCACAAAAUUUGCCCCGAAUCGGGAAAUUUGCUGCGAAGAUGGACGAGUUGUAGAAGUUGGCGAUCUGUGCUAA